This is a messenger RNA of Erinaceus europaeus (western European hedgehog), 8229 nucleotides long. It is a transcript of the gene FILIP1, whose product is annotated as filamin A interacting protein 1. The coding region runs from base 28 to 3561 and encodes 1177 amino acids. The record is from RefSeq and is a predicted model, not a curated record. NCBI's taxonomy places the organism in Eukaryota, Metazoa, Chordata, Mammalia, Eulipotyphla, Erinaceidae. The transcript has 7 exons.
CAUCCCUGUCUGGAGCCUAAGGUGGGAAUGAGAUCCCGAAAUCAGGGAAGUGAAAGUUCACCCAAUGGGCAUAUCUCCUGCCCCAAGUCCUCUAUCAUCAGCAAUGCAGAUGAUAAAAGCCUCUCAGAAGAUGCAAAAAAGAAGAACAAAUCAAAUAGGAAAGAAGAUGAUGUCAUGGCCUCAGGAACUGUCAAACGACACCUAAAACCAUCUGGAGAAAGUGAACGGAAGACUAAGAAAUCUUUGGAGUUAUCUAAAGAAGACCUCAUCCAGUUACUCAGUAUAAUGGAAGGGGAGUUGCAGGCCAGGGAAGAUGUGAUCCACAUGCUGAAGACAGAGAAAACUAAGCCUGAGGUUCUGGAGGCUCAUUACGGUUCUGCAGAGCCAGAGAAGGUGCUGAGGAUCUUGCACCGAGAUGCCAUCUUAGCCCAGGAGAAGUCCAUAGGAGAGGAUGUCUAUGAGAAACCCAUUUCAGAGCUGGACAGACUUGAGGAGAAGCAGAAAGAGACCUACCGGCGCAUGCUCGAGCAACUGCUGCUGGCUGAGAAGUGUCAUCGGCGCACAGUGUACGAGCUGGAGAAUGAGAAGCACAAGCACACUGACUACAUGAACAAGAGCGACGAUUUCACCAACCUGCUGGAGCAGGAGCGGGAGAGAUUGAAAAAGCUCCUUGAACAAGAAAAGGCUUACCAAGCCCGCAAAGAAAAGGAGAAUGCUAAGCGGCUUAAUAAACUAAGAGAUGAGCUUGUGAAACUCAAGUCCUUUGCACUCAUGCUGGUGGAUGAAAGGCAAAUGCAUAUUGAACAACUUGGCCUGCAAAGCCAAAAAGUACAGGACCUCACCCAGAAGCUAAGGGAAGAAGAAGAAAAGCUCAAAGCCCUAACCUCCAAAUCCAAAGAAGAUAGGCAGAAACUGCUCAAAUUAGAAGUAGAUUUCGAACACAAAGCUUCAAGAUUUUCCCAGGAGCAUGAAGAGAUGAACGCUAAAUUGGCCAAUCAAGAGUCUCAUAACAGACAACUUAGACUCAAGCUGGUUGGCUUAACUCAAAGAAUUGAGGAGCUGGAAGAGACCAACAGAAACCUUCAAAAGGCAGAAGAAGAACUUCAAGAAUUAAGAGAUAAAAUUGCCAAAGGAGAAUGUGGUAACUCCAGCCUCAUGGCAGAAGUAGAAAACCUGCGGAAGCGUGUGCUUGAAAUGGAGGGCAAAGAUGAGGAGAUCACUAAAACUGAAUCACAGUGCAGAGAAUUAAAGAAGAAGCUGCAGGAAGAAGAACACCACAGUCGGGAGCUCAAACUUGAAGUUGAGAAGUUACAGAAGAGAAUGACUGAGCUGGAGAAAUUGGAAGAAGCAUUCAGCAAGAGUAAAUCUGAAUGUACCCAGCUACAUCUGAAUCUAGAGAAAGAGAAAAACUUAACCAAAGACCUGCUGAAUGAGUUGGAGGUGGUCAAGAGCCGAGUUAAGGAACUGGAGUGUUCUGAAAGUAGAUUGGAAAAGGCGGAAUUAAGCCUAAAAGAAGAUCUUACGAAGUUGAAGUCAUUUACCGUAAUGCUGGUUGAUGAGAGGAAAAAUAUGAUGGAAAAAAUCAAGCAAGAAGAGCGAAAAGUAGAUGGGCUCAAUAAAAAUUUCAAGAUAGAACAAGGGAAGGUUAUGGAUGUAACGGAAAAACUGAUCGAAGAAAGUAAGAAGCUGUUAAAACUGAAAUCGGAGAUGGAAGAAAAGGUAUACAAUUUGACAAAAGAGAGAGAUGAGUUAAUAGGCAAACUGAAGAAUGAAGAAGAAAAAUCCUCAGAAUUAAGUUGCAGUGUUAACUUACUAAAGAAGAGACUUGAUGGCAUAGAGGAAGUAGAGAGAGAAAUAACGAGAGGAAGGUCUCGAAAAGGGUCUGAACUCACCUGCCCAGAAGACAACAAGAUUCAAGAACUGACGCUUGAAAUUGAGAGACUGAAAAAACGCCUCCAGCAACUGGAGGUGGUUGAAGGGGAUCUGAUGAAGACAGAGGAUGAAUAUGAUCAGCUGGAGCAGAAAUUUAGAACUGAGCAGGAUAAGGCAAACUUCCUGUCACAACAACUGGAGGAGAUAAAGCACCAAAUCGCCAAGAAUAAAGCCAUAGAGAAAGGUGAAGCUGUGAGCCAGGAAGCUGAGCUGAGACACAGAUUCCGGCUAGAAGAAGCGAAAAGUCGAGACUUAAAAGCCGAAGUGCAAGCUCUGAAAGAGAAGAUUCAUGAAUUAAUGAACAAAGAAGAUCAGCUUUCUCAGCUGCAAGUAGAUUAUUCUGUCCUGCAACAGAGAUUUAUAGAAGAAGAAAGUAAGAACAAAAACAUGGGCCAGGAGGUCCUCCAUCUGACCAAAGAGUUGGAGCUUUCUAGGCGUUACAGCCGAGCUCUCAGACCCAGUAUGAAUGGAAGGAGGAUGGUAGAUAUUCCUGUGACAUCAACAGGAGUACAGACAGAUGCUGUGAGCACUGAAGCCGCAGAGGAAGAAACACCAGCGGUGUUUAUAAGAAAAUCCUUCCAAGAAGAGAAUCAUAUCAUGAGCAAUCUUCGACAGGUGGGGUUGAAAAAGCCUAUGGAAAGAUCCUCUGUUCUUGACAGGUACCCUCCAGCAGCAAACGAACUCACUAUGAGGAAGUCCUGGAUUCCAUGGAUGAGAAAGAGGGAAAAUGGUGCCCCACUCACCCAAGACAAAGGGCCCCGCAGCAACUCCAGUCCAGGGCAUCCGGGUGAGCUGGUCCUUUCGCCAAAGCAGGGACAGCCCCUUCAUAUUCGAGUGACACCAGAUCAUGAGAAUAGUACUGCCACUCUGGAGAUCACCAGCCCCACCUCAGAGGAAUUCUUUUCUAGUACCACUGUCAUUCCUACCUUAGGGAAUCAAAAGCCAAGGAUAACUAUCAUCCCGUCGCCAAAUGUCAUGUCUCAAAAACCAAAGAGUGGAGAGAGUACUCUGGGUACAGAACGGGCCAUGUCCCCUGUCACCAUUACAACGUUUUCCAGAGAAAAGACUCCAGAAGGUGGAAGAGCUGCGUUUGCAGACAGGCCCACAUCUCCCAUUCAGAUCAUGACAGUGUCAACAUCAGCAGCACCAGCUGAGAUGACAACUUCUCCUGAGUCUCCCGAAGUGCCCAUAGGCAGGACUAUCUUCAAAGUCACCCCAGACAAACAGACUGCCCCACCUCCAGUCCGGAAAUACAACUCCAACGCCAACAUCAUCACAACAGAAGACAAUAAGAUUCAUAUCCACCUGGGUUCUCAGUUUAAACGUUCUCCUGGGACUUCAGCGGAAGGAGCAAGUCCAGUGAUUACUGUCCGGCCUGUCAACGUGACAGCUGAAAAGGAGGUUUCCACUGGCACUGUUCUUCGCUCUCCCAGGAAUCAUCUCUCCUCACGACCUGGUGCCAGCAAAGUAACGAGCACUAUCACCAUAACACCAGUCACAACCUCAUCUUCCCGUGGAACCCAGUCAGUGACGGGACAAGACGGGUCAGCUCAGCGGCCUACACCCACCCGCAUUCCUAUGUCAAAAGAAAGCAUCAUCAUUCACCAGCUACGUAUGAGCUCCAGAUGAAAUGGCAAACAAAGCACAUACUGCUUGUGUGUUCUUCCUCUGACUCCCUGUUGAAUGGAUAGGAUUUCUACAGCCUUUCAUCAUCAUUAUGGUCCUCCAUGCUACUGAUCACUACUGGGAAAUGUCCUACUUCCAGUUUUUUGACAAUAUAAUGCAAAAACUGAAAAACAGCAGAUAUCAAAAUAGGUGUCAAGUGUAAUUCAAUUUUAGUCAAAAGAAAUUUCUUUUUGCAAAAGGACUUUCGGGUCCAUGGGCACAUGUUAUGUAACUUAUUUUUGUAAUAUGCUCUGUAAUGUGAUUUUUCCCUAAAGUGUUUUUUUUUCAUAGUCUAUUGCACAUAUAUCUGUUGGAUACAUGGUCAGUUUUUUUUUUAACAUUUAUGUUAGUGUUUUCAAAAUGGUAAACUGCAUUUAUUUUCUUUUCUUAAUCUGUAAUUUCUGAAAAAAGAGAGUGUUACUAUCUUUGCAUUUCCUGGGAGAAAUUUAAGAGGUCAAACAGAAGCAAGCGAUCCUGGAAGGGACUUAAUUAUUGAUUGUACAAUGCUAUGGUUCUGAUCAUGGUCCAACAAUAAUAAUGCUGUGACUUAAGAGUUUGAUUUUAUCCAUUUAAGGCCAGUUACUUUUUCUUUCUUUCUUUCUUUCAUUUAUUAGUGAUUUAAUAAUGAUUGACAAGAUUGUGGGAUAAGAGAGGUACAAUUCCACACAAUUCCCACUACCGGAGCUCUGUAUCUUAUCCCCUCCAUUAAAAGUUUCCCUGUUCUUUAUCCCUCUGGGAAUAUGGAACAAAGAUCUUUAUGGGGGUGCAAAGACGCUUUCUUUUCCACAUUGAGUGCUUUUGAAGUCAACUGUGUGGAUUUUAGGGGGAAAAAGAAUUGUGAGUUAUUUUCAAUUCAAAUUAAAAGUCAUUGGGGGUGGGGAAGCAGUGGUGCUCCUGGUUAAGCACAUAGUACUCUGUGCAAGGAACUGUGCAAGGACCAGGGUUUGAGCCCUGCUCUCCACCUGCUGCAGGGACACUUCACAAGCUGUGAAGCAGGUCUGCAGGUCUCUUUCCUUCUCUCUUUUCUUCCCCUGUCAAUUUCUUUCAGUCUUAUUAAAUAAAACAGAAAAAAAAAAAAAAAAGGAAAAAUGGUCUCUGGGAGCAGUGGAUUCAUAGUGCAGGCACUGAGCCCCUGAGCCCCAGCAAUAACCCUGGUGGGGAAAAAAAAUAGUCACAGGGUUUUCUUUCUUUUAAAAAAUGAUUUAUUUCUUUUUGUGAUUGAAAGGAGGGAGAGAGAGACAGAGAGAGGGAGGGACUUGAGCAAGCACUCAGCUCUUUGAUCUGGGCCGUCAGUCAUGUAUGUCCUGUGCUCUAAGAUGAUGAGCAUUCAUUUAACUCCUUUGGUUUCUGAAUACAUACCCCUAUGAUAUUUUCUCUUGGUACCGUAUAUUUCAAAAGAAUGAUACUAAUGUUUCUUCAAUAUGACCUAUGAAUACACAAUUAUCCUGUCUGGUCUUCAUACAGCACCCUAAAUUCAAGAUCUAUAAAUUGAUGUCUUUACCAUAUUGGAGGAAAUCUUUCUUCAAGUAUUCUCUAGGCUAUAUUCUCUCUCUUAUUAUACUAGAAUUAAGGCCAGUUUUUAAAGUCACUCUUUUUGGUGUUUUCUGUCUCAAAAUUCUAUAUGAAAUGAUUUGCAUAUGGGAAAAUUCAUCAAUGAAGAUCUAUAAGUUUAGCUGGCAAGGGUUAUAGGACCUGCUUAGACUGACAGUUAUAUAUGUUUGCAUUUUUUACUUUUAAGUACAGACUUAUAGAAAGGACUAUUAUAUCAAGACAUUUUUUACAAUCUACCCACUUCAAAGCCUAAAAAAUGAAAACUUAGAUAAUAUCAGCCUCUUUUGAAAAAAAAAUUGGUAGGAGAAAUUCCAACAUAGAUAACAUUUUCUUGAUAGGAUUUGGACAGAUUUUCAUAAUCACAUGUAAAUUACAGACUAUAUUCACAGGUUACUCAAAUCUUCACAUAAGAACCUCUACUGAAUUUUGAUUUUUACAUGGAAACGUGCAUCUAAAGUGUAUUUGAAACACUAAUAAUGUGGUUGUGUUUAAAAAGUUUUUUGAAUGCAUGUUUUCAUAAUCUUUAACAACGAAGAUAAGUGAAGAGUUGACCCAUUGGUUUCUAAAUGAAGAAGUGACAUAUUAUAUAGCAAUGCUGAAAUUUAAGAAAGAAUACCUUUUAAUGUCAUGAGGAUGACUAAACACUACAUAAAUUAUAUUGCUGACCCAGCUUUUCAGUCCCAUUGUAUGGAGACUUAUGAAAAUAAUUCCAUGGAAUUAAAAAAAAAUUAAUGUUGGAUUUCCUCCCCCAUGUAACUUUGAGACAUCUUAAGGCAGACCUUGUUGGAUAAACAGGACAUAUUCAGAGGGUCUUGUAAAUUAAAAAAAACUGUAUGCAAAAUCAUUCUUGAUUUUUUUUUUUUUUAAAGUAGAAGAGAAGUAGGCUUGCCGUAGCUUAAAUGAUUGUCAAGAGCAUCCCAUAUCACGCAGGGCAUUUGUUUACUGAUUGAGAAAAUUAGAGUAUACAUAUGUGACUUAAAAAAAUGUUUUUAGUGAAUUUAAUUAUUAUUUUUUUUGAAAAUGUUGAACUGCAAUGACAUCGGCAGUUAGGAGAAGGUUUUUUUCAGUGUGGUUAUAUUUUCCAACUCACAGUUGUCUCUUUGCCAACAAGUGCAGAUUUCUGAUGGCACAAAUAUUCCGAUAUGCCACAGAUCAACAUUUGAAGCAAACAUUUUUUUCUCAACUGGUGAAAAUGUUAUUACACUAAGUGAAAAGAUUAGCAGGUAAGACUUUAAAUACUUACUACAGGUAAUUUAUGUAUAUUUGGAUCUCUGAUGUUUUUGUCUCACUCAGUUUCAUGAUCAAAUUUGGUACUGGCAAUGCAGAGUGAAGUUGAUGGUAAAAUCAGAGUCAUUUAGGAUGAGGGACAUUGUUAAAAAUAUUGGAUAGAGACAGAGUGAGGUUGACUGGAGAAGGGGAGGUAGAGAGAGGGAGACAAAGAGAUACCUGCAGUACUGCUUCUUGGGCUUGAACUUGGGUCCUUGCACACUGUAAUGUGUGCACUUAACGAGGUGCGCUACCACCUAGCCCCAAGGGUGAGAAACAUCUUCUGCCCAUGUUAUAAGUCCUUUAUUUGGACACAUAUAGAACCUGAGUAAUGGAUGUGUAAAUUCAAUCAAAAAUUACCUUGAAAUAAAAUAUUGAAACUUGAGAGAAAAAAUAUUAAUUGUAUGUUAGAAAAUAUUUAAACCACUUUUCUAAUAAAAAUAAACACAAUCAUAAAAUAAUAUCCAUCCAAUUAAAAUUGUUUCUCUAUGCAACUCUAGGCUCACUUCAUUUCUACACCUUUUAUUGUAAGCAGAUCUCCAAUAGUCAACCUGAAUGCAAUCAUUUUUGAAUAGAAAAUUUUCUGAAAUACUAUCAUCAGUGUUACGGGUUUAAAGCACAACAACCAAACCAAUCCAUUAAGUUAUUUUUUACUUUUUGAUAAGAAUGUUUUUUAAAGGUUAUCUUCUGCAUUUUUUUUUUCAUGCACUCUUCGGGCUUGAUGAAGAUAGUGGCUAGAACUGAUAUAACAGAUGUUAGAUGUCCAGCUAAUUGUAUCAAAUAAAACAUGGCUAAUUAUACCUCAAAAUAAUCAUAAAAAUCAUGGUGUGGAAUACUAACCGAGUUACCAAUGAAACUGAGUAAUCACAGAAAAUAAGAAAUUGUACCCCCUCCUUCUAAUAAAGUGGUAAGUCCACAUGUGAGACCAUGGAGUUAAGGAAGAAAAAAAAUUAGGGGAAGACUUAGGAUAAGGAUAGAUGAUGUCUGAGACAAUAUACUAAGCUUGUGUCCUUUUCUAUUUAUGCAGUGACUGAAUUUCCCUGGAAAUAUAUAAAAACACCAAGAGUAUGUUAUGAGUUUGAUGAACAACAAUUUCUUAAAAAUAACAAAAGUGCAAAAUUGAACUUGAACAAAACCACGAACUGGCACCUGAUAUAUAUAUUCCUCUCUCAGUGUGCUAUCUCUGCUAAAAUUACUAAUGAGAAGACAAAUGGAAAAGAAUACAGUUUAGUAAAUUGAUAAAAAUUGAGACAUUAAUGGAAUUAACUGUUUCAUGACUAUCACUACAUAUAUGUAUGCACAUCUCUGUGUAUAUAUAUAUAUAUAUAUAUUCAAUUUCAGCAUUUACUCCAUGAUUAUGACAACUAUGUGACUUUGAUAAAAUACAAGUUCAUGCAUUAAUAAAAUAUAAGUUCAUACAUUGGGAAAAAAAACGUUGAAGCUAUGAAAUGAUCCAUUGAUUUUCCAGUGGUAUUUGAUAUGUCAUUUGGAUAAUUUUACAUAGAUUUUGUUAUUUUCACUGUGCAGAUCUGUAUUUAGCCAAGGUUUUGUUGAAAAGAAAAUCAGUUAUUCAUUUCUUCAGUAUAAGAGGUAUAUAUUAUGAUCAAUGAUUCUUGGAAGUCUUGCAGGUCUUAUGGCUUUUCAGAAAGUAAAGAGUGCAUUGAAAAACAUUGGAGUCAUAGCUGAUUUUCUCACUGGUGUCUAUCUUUUCUUCUUCAAGUUUUAUUAAGUACAUAAGAAGUUUGUCAACCAAGCCAUGUGAGUUUAUGAAUAUGUACUUGUCUUUUAUUUGAAUGUAAAAUUUUGUUUUCAGUU